AUGUCAUCCGCUAAACCCAUUUUGAAGACCUCCAUUCCUUCGAUGCAUGCAGCAUCCGCUCGACAAUCAAACACAAGCCCACCCACGUCAAAACCCAGCAGUGCCCGACGCUCGCCACUAAAACCCAAGCAGAAGCCCUCGAAACCCCAGACGGAUCCUCGUCAUUUGGCAAUCGCUCUCCACCAUGCCCAUCGCAUUCAAGCGCAGAAAAAUGCGCAAGAUCUUAUCCUAGACCGCAUCCUCGAACUGCUCACCAUCCCAUCUUCUCCAUCCGCCGACCCUGCCGCCCCCUCCGCUGAAGAUGCACAUAAAUUCAAAGCUGCCCUAGUUCCCUUCCAGCCUGCAGAUUACGACAAUCUUAUACAGGAAAGAAAUAUCGAAGGUCUUUGUGGCUAUGGGCUCUGCCCGCACGAGCAUCGCCAGGAGAACUCAAGGGGCGCGUUUCGGAUAACAUGGGGCGCGAGAGGCAGCGGACCUAGAGGCCGUGGACGGGAGAUGAACAUAGUCCCUAAAGAGCAGUAUGAGAUGUGGUGCUCGGAUGAGUGUGCUGAGAGAGCCAUGUACAUCCGAGUCCAGCUUGCGGCGGAACCAGUAUGGGAGAGACGGGCAGACGACCUCCGAGGAGAAGAGCUCCUCUUGCUUGAGGAAGGCAGAUCAGGGAAAGGGAAGAGCGCAAUGAGGGAUCCAACGAGUGUCCAAGAAGUCCUUGGUCAGCUGGACAACCUUCACAUGGAUACCACGCCGGAACCGAGUGCAGUGGCCGACGAGAUUUCGAGACUCUCGGUCAGGGACGAUGCUCGCUCGCGAGAGCUCGCCAUGGAACGUGGCGACCAAAACCCAGCACUCCAAGGUGGUAGAGUGAAUGUUAACAUCCAAGAGAAGACGAAUGUUGGACAAGUCACCGCACCAGAGAUGCGAGCUGGAGACGAAAGAGGUGGCUCAAUCGAAGGAUAUAUGCCGAAUGAAUCUUGA
Aspergillus mulundensis is the source of this 972-nucleotide messenger RNA. RefSeq names its product Rtr1/RPAP2 family protein phosphatase. NCBI's taxonomy places the organism in Eukaryota, Fungi, Ascomycota, Eurotiomycetes, Eurotiales, Aspergillaceae. The record is from RefSeq and is a predicted model, not a curated record. The transcript has a single exon. The coding region runs from base 1 to 972 and encodes 323 amino acids. Gene Ontology annotation, cellular component: cytoplasm; nucleus. Gene Ontology annotation, molecular function: RNA polymerase II CTD heptapeptide repeat phosphatase activity; RNA polymerase core enzyme binding.